UUCUUGCAAUUUGUGUACCAGAAGUAUUUUCAUUGUAAGUAAGUUAGCGUUGAUCCUGUUCUUGAAAGUCUUUUGCGGUUUCUAUUUGAAUUCUUUUGAACGGAUAAAGAAAAUCGCGAAGGGUAUCCCGAAACUACUAUUCACGAGUUUGUCCACUGACCACCAUCUUGGAUAAAUUUCAUCGUUGAGUGUUUUGCUUGCUUACACCAAGGUGUAAGACUGUCAUCAGGAGAGGAGCCAACACAUUUGAAAUAAUGAAGAGAGAAGCGGAUGCAUGCGCCAUUGCAGGUUCUGGAGGUCCAAAUAGUCCUCAUAAACGCUACCGGCAAGGUGAUGAUGAACUACGUCUUCUAAUUCCCAGCAAAGUUGCCGGAUCUAUUAUUGGCAAGGGUGGACAAAACAUUACAAAACUUCGCAAUCAGUACAAAGCCUCGAUCAUUGUACCCGAUUGCCCCGGACCCGAACGUGUGCUGACCAUAAGCUCAGAUUUGGCUACCGUCCUAACUGUGCUCAACGAGGUUGUACCUAACCUAGAAGAGAAUGGUCCUCGUGUGGGGAAUAAUGAGAUCGAUAUUCGAAUGCUGGUUCAUCAAAGUCAGGCUGGUUGUGUCAUCGGAAAAAAUGGCUCGAACAUUAAAGAACUACGUGAGAAAACUGGAGCCAGAAUAAAGAUUUAUUCCAAUUGCUGUCCACGCAGCACAGAUCGUCUCAUCANGCUUUAG
This is a messenger RNA of Polistes dominula (European paper wasp), 722 nucleotides long. RefSeq names its product Heterogeneous nuclear ribonucleoprotein K (gene HnRNP-K). Gene Ontology annotation, molecular function: RNA binding. NCBI's taxonomy places the organism in Eukaryota, Metazoa, Arthropoda, Insecta, Hymenoptera, Vespidae. The record is from RefSeq and is a predicted model, not a curated record.